AUGUUUCCCUGCUCGUCGGAUUUGUUUGACUUUCCCCUCUGCUGCAUCAUUUUGUCAGCGAUUUUCGACCUAUUUCUUCACAUUUGUCGUUGGAUUCAACUUUCUCAGCUGGAUUUGCCAUGGACCCAAGGACUAUCAUUGGACAUGCCAUGGACUACCAUUUGGACCAUUCUUUACUUGACCGGACUUGCACGGAUUGAUGUUCUGUGUCAUGUUACUCCAUCAUCUCUAAGCCGCUUGUUAUCUUUCACUGCUCAAGAGUUAUUGACGCCUUUAUCUGUCGGUCAUAGCAUGUUUAGCUUUGGGCAUCGCAUGUAUUUGGUAUAG
Podospora bellae-mahoneyi is the source of this 327-nucleotide messenger RNA. RefSeq lists its product as uncharacterized. The record is from RefSeq and is a predicted model, not a curated record. NCBI's taxonomy places the organism in Eukaryota, Fungi, Ascomycota, Sordariomycetes, Sordariales, Podosporaceae. The transcript has 2 exons. The coding region runs from base 1 to 327 and encodes 108 amino acids.